This is a messenger RNA of Asterias rubens (European starfish), 1258 nucleotides long. RefSeq names its product ficolin-3-like. The transcript has a single exon. The record is from RefSeq and is a predicted model, not a curated record. The coding region runs from base 163 to 1143 and encodes 326 amino acids. NCBI's taxonomy places the organism in Eukaryota, Metazoa, Echinodermata, Asteroidea, Forcipulatida, Asteriidae.
AAAUACUGUCUCCUUUUUAGUAAACAUUGGUUCUUGCGCAAGGCAUAAUGAACACUUCAUUCAAUCUAACUGGCAUCAAGAACACAUGAACAAAAUUAAGUGGCAAACAAAAUCAGUUUUCUUUCCUUCAUUGAAGGGCUUGUUUAACAAGUGUACUUCCACAUGAAAAUGGAUGUGUACAGCUUUCAACUGUUUUUAAUAUUGCUCAUUAUGACUGUGGAUCGAAUAAGUACACUCGAUGUGUUAUCGUGUAACAAACAGAUGACGAUUCAGCCAUUUCUGACUACACAGAAUAAACAAUUACAGGUCGCUUCAUAUCAACAGUAUGUAGCCCAAUCUCACGUCGUCUGUGUGAGUUACUGCCAUGCUGAUCCUCAGUGCCAAUCGGUCAAUUACAACAUUGACAAUCAUCUGUGCGAGUUAAUCAACACGACCAGGGCUCAGUAUCCUGAUGACUUUGUUACACACUUUGGCAAUGUGUACUUUGAUUCUGUGCGUUAUUACAGCAGUUGCCAGGAGCUUCUUGAUACAGGUUACACUGAAAGUGGUAUCUAUAGUAUACUUCCUACAGGAUUUAACAACACCCUUCAAGUCUACUGUGACAUGGACACUUAUGGUCAGGGUUGGACCGUCAUUCAGAGGCGACAAGAUGGCAGUGAGGACUUCGAUCGAGGCUGGACUGACUACCGUAUCGGGUUCGGCAACUUAUCCGGUGAAUUCUGGCUAGGAAACGACAACCUACGCACCCUGACUGAGUCCAUCGGACCGUGGAAACUUCGAGUCACUUUAGAAGACUGGUAUAAAAAUGAAUCGUGGGCCGAGUAUGAAUCCUUGCAGAUCACGGGCGACAACUUCACUAUUCACUUUGACUCGUACAAUCGGGAGAGUACCGCUGGGAACGCCCUGGGAUGGCACUUAGGUAUGAAGUUCUCUACACGAGACAAUGAGAAUGAUUUGAAACCUGACGUCAACUGCGCAGUACGUCACAAGGGAGGCUGGUGGUACAACUCGUGCGUGGACACCAAUCUGAAUGGUAUGUAUAUCAAAGGGCCAACAGAGUACUUUUUUGGGAUCUUUUGGCAGCAGUGGCAGGAUUACAGCGUUAUGAAAAAAUGCUCCAUGAUGAUACGCCUCUCAGAAUAAUUGGACAAAAAACUUGAGUGAAAACAAAAUCUUGCUUUUGUGUCUUUAGAGACAAUCAAUAUACCUUAAUCAUGCCUAGACCAUCUUUCAAAACUUUGAGAACAAUAAGAACUCA